Messenger RNA from Octopus sinensis (East Asian common octopus), 1101 nucleotides. Its product is annotated as transcription factor sox-2-like. Gene Ontology annotation, molecular function: RNA polymerase II cis-regulatory region sequence-specific DNA binding; DNA-binding transcription factor activity, RNA polymerase II-specific. The record is from RefSeq and is a predicted model, not a curated record. Gene Ontology annotation, biological process: anatomical structure morphogenesis; regulation of DNA-templated transcription; cell differentiation. Bases 76 to 1101 code for a protein of 341 amino acids. Lineage: Eukaryota; Metazoa; Mollusca; Cephalopoda; Octopoda; Octopodidae. The transcript is spliced from 2 exons.
GCGUUAUUUCGACUAUUCAAGAGAACAAAUGGUCAUUGUUUCGCAAACAAAGUUUGAGUGUGGAGAUUUUAGUAAAUGGAACAGCAUAAAUUGAUGUCUAUUCAACAAUUGGAAUACAAUCAGAAUGAUUCAACGGGUAAUUUAUUAUCAAAGAAAUACCACGAAAAUUAUAAUUCUCAUUACAAAUUCAAUGUUUCUAAUAACUUGGAAAAAGUGUACUCCGCUCCACAAAUGGAAUACAAUUCAAUCUCCGAUAAAUUUGAAAACAAUCCUCAAUCAACUUCGAUUGUUAACUACCAGCAAGACCAGAACGUUGAAAGUGCUCCAAUUUCGAAUGGAAAAAAUAGAAUCAAGAGACCAAUGAAUUCUUUUAUGGUCUGGUCGAGAGUCCAACGUAAAAAAAUGUCUUCGGAAAAUCCAAAAAUGCAUAAUUCUGAAAUUUCAAAAAGAUUGGGAAAUAAUUGGAAGAUGUUAUCCGAGGAAGACAAAAAACCUUUCGUCGAAGAGUCCAGAAGACUUCGAACUAUCCACAUGCGAGACUACCCGGACUAUAAAUACAGACCACGUAGAAAAAACAAAAAUCUGGCAAAAAAGGACCAUCAUUUUAUUCCUAUGGACAUGACACAUCAAGUUGUGUCACAUCCUAUAUCCAGUCAUAGCAUGAAUAUCAGUGAAAAUUAUUUCCCUGAAAAUGGCAACUUUACGAGACCCCCAUUGACUGAUUUGUACUCUCAACAAAAUCCAUUUAACUAUCAAGCAUAUUCCAACUUUGGAACUAGUUUCCAAAACGGACAAUUCCCUCACAAUCCAAACGCGUUUGUCCAAUAUCAGCAAAUGUCGAAUUUUAUUCCUCAAAUCAACCCUGAGAACGGAAUACAGCUGGCAUCCAGUUUUGACUACUAUCGAAAUUCCUUACAAAAUAAUCAAGAAACAACCGAUUAUUCAAUUUACCAAUCAAGAUAUGACCCACAACGUCGACAUAACUCUGGAAAAGUUUUUUUUAAUAAUAUUUCUGUAGUUUCAAAUGGAUCACACUCACCACUAAUGUGCUAUGCAAUACUAGGCUUAGCAAAACUAUUUUAUUUUAUACGAUUUUACUAA